Molecule: messenger RNA, 597 nt
Organism: Neopsephotus bourkii (Bourke's parrot)
Lineage: Eukaryota; Metazoa; Chordata; Aves; Psittaciformes; Psittacidae
Gene: ZPBP2
Product: zona pellucida binding protein 2
Exons: 4
Coding region: 1-597 (198 amino acids)
Biological process (GO): binding of sperm to zona pellucida; acrosome assembly
Cellular component (GO): zona pellucida receptor complex; extracellular region; acrosomal vesicle
Source: RefSeq, a predicted model, not a curated record
AUGGGCGGGCGGAGAGCGGCGCCGGGCGGCGGCCGCAGGAGGCGACCCGGCCCCGAGGGCUUUGCCCUCCCUUGGGGGCCGCUGCUGGUGCCUCGAGAGCAUCAGGAACCAAACAUUUCCAGUAACCAAGUGUUUCCUAUUUCUAUUCUAGGGCAGUUGCAUGUGAAUCUUAGAGAAACAGGAAAGCUGAUGUUGCUGGGGUUUAAGGAGUACGUGUCUGGAGCCUACACUUGCACUCUUUCUCACAAAAUCUUAGAAACUACGACACAGGAAGAAAGAGAAAGGUUUGAGAUGAACAAAUUCAUGGUCUAUGCAUACAGGGAAGCUGACCACACAUAUCAGAUCUUCGUUCGCUUUACUACCAGGGAGUGUGAGCUACGAGCCGACAGCCAGUUCUUUGAGGAGCUCCUGAGAAUCGUACCUAACAUCACCUCGGAUCUGACGUGUCGCAUCACUGAGUCCUCCUGCAAGUGCCACUCUGUGAGGACACCCAACGGAGGCCUCCUGCACGAACUGUUUGUUAGUUUUCAAGUCAAUCCUUUGCACAAGGAUGGGAGGAAGCUUGCAAACAGGUUCCUUAGGACUGCGAAGAUGUGA